CCGCCGGAUUCCAACUCCGCCGCCGUCGCCGCCGCCGCCGAGCCUUGGGCCCUGCGCGCAUCCCGGUUCCCCCUCACGGUGGCCCCUGCAUCCAUCCAUCCAUCCAUCCAUCCCGACGACGAAGCCGCCGCCGACCCCUCCCCACCCCAGGUAACAUUCUACUGUACCGAGCACAUUGAAAGAUGGUUAACGCAAUCAAGGGGCUGUUCAUCUCCUGUGAUAUACCAAUGGCUCAGUUCAUUGUUAAUAUGAACGCCUCAAUGCCCGCAUCGGACAAGUUCAUCGUGCACAUCCUUGACCCCACGCACAUGUUUAUCCAGCCUAAUAUGGGAGAUUACAUCAAAAGCAAGAUGGCGGAGUUCAGAGACCAGAACAGCUACGAGAAGCCAACGUGAAGGGCCACCAUCCAUUACCGCGGUGCUAGCCUCAACAAACUCCAUCCAGGGAACCUAUGUUGAUCAUGGCUAUGUAGACUGGUUAUAUAUAUGCUGAGACUGAACAUUAUGUUUCGCUCGUGAUGUUCUGGAAUGACUGUUCUGUACCAUCGCAGAGUUUUGCGUCUUAUGUAUCUUGGGAGUGAGCCUUUAGCUGAUAAUAUAUUUCUGGUGAUGUUGAUCGUGAUACCGUGCGCUGAAUAAAGUACCACUUCUUAUGUA
Hordeum vulgare subsp. vulgare (domesticated barley) is the source of this 656-nucleotide messenger RNA. RefSeq names its product general transcription and DNA repair factor IIH subunit TFB5-like. Gene Ontology annotation, biological process: nucleotide-excision repair; transcription by RNA polymerase II; nucleotide-excision repair, preincision complex assembly. The record is from RefSeq and is a predicted model, not a curated record. The coding region runs from base 183 to 395 and encodes 70 amino acids. NCBI's taxonomy places the organism in Eukaryota, Viridiplantae, Streptophyta, Magnoliopsida, Poales, Poaceae. Gene Ontology annotation, cellular component: transcription factor TFIIH core complex; transcription factor TFIIH holo complex. The transcript has 3 exons.